AUGGAUGAGCUCAGCUUUUACGUCGUAGCUGAGCCCACCUACCCACUGCAGCGCCCGUUUUAUGGCAACGAAGGGGGAAACAACUGGCACCAGGAUAACUGGGAGGGCAAUAACAAUAAUACCAACACUUGGAAUCAGGAUAACUCUCAUGGAGGCCACAAAAACACCUGGAACCAGAGUGGCUGGAAGAACAAUCCUCAUAACCAGAAUACGUGGAAUCAAGGACGUUGA
Messenger RNA from Penicillium paradoxum, 231 nucleotides. RefSeq lists its product as uncharacterized. The record is from RefSeq and is a predicted model, not a curated record. The transcript has a single exon. The coding region runs from base 1 to 231 and encodes 76 amino acids. NCBI's taxonomy places the organism in Eukaryota, Fungi, Ascomycota, Eurotiomycetes, Eurotiales, Aspergillaceae.